Molecule: messenger RNA, 2295 nt
Organism: Labrus mixtus (cuckoo wrasse)
Lineage: Eukaryota; Metazoa; Chordata; Actinopteri; Labriformes; Labridae
Gene: slc38a6
Product: solute carrier family 38 member 6
Exons: 16
Coding region: 139-1512 (457 amino acids)
Biological process (GO): amino acid transmembrane transport; L-glutamine transport
Molecular function (GO): L-glutamine transmembrane transporter activity
Source: RefSeq, a predicted model, not a curated record
UCUGACCCUGAUGGGUUCAUAACUUUGCAGCUUCUCGUCGCCACGCUAGCAGGAGUGUUUUUGAAGUCUGACCCGGAGCAGCGGUGGUUUGUUACUUUUAGUUUGUGUCUUAUUUUUAUUGUAUUUUUUUUUUAGAAAAUGAGCAUCAAUGCAGACAAACACACAGACUCAUACAGUGGAAUAAACGCCGGAGACACAGAACGCAACGAGACUUCACCUUUAUUAGGAAAUGGAUCAGUGCAGACCAGAUCUAAAGGAGCCUCCUUCACCUCCUCUGUGUUUAACCUGAUGAAUGCCAUCAUGGGCAGCGGUAUACUGGGUCUAGCUUAUGCCAUGGCUAACACUGGAAUAGUUGGUUUUUGUAUCCUGUUGGUAGUAGUUUCCAGCCUGGCAGCGUACUCUAUACAUCUCCUUCUGAAGCUAUGUGACCAAACAGGUAUUAACUCAUAUGAAGGACUUGGCGAGAGAGCCUUACAAAAACCAGGAAAGGUGCUGGUUGGAAUUGCUGUUCUCAUCCAAAACAUUGGUGCCAUGUCUUCCUAUCUGUUCAUCUUGAAGUCCGAGCUCCCUGCAGCCAUCAACAGCUUCUUGAGCUCACACGGCACAGGGGAUGCCUGGUAUCAAGACGGCAGGGUGCUUCUGAUCCUCGUCUCACUUUGUAUUAUUCUACCUCUGUCUAUGUCACCUAAAAUAGGCUUUCUUGGCUACACCAGUGGUAUUGCCUUCUUAUUCAUGCUGUACUUUGCAAUUGUGGUUGUGGUGAAGAAAUGGGCUAUCCCCUGCCCACUGCCUCGCAAUAUGACCACACUUGCAGAUACAUUCCGGGCAUCAAAUUCUUCUGGCACAGAAUGCACACCAAAGCUUUUUGUCAUCUCCAGUAAGAGUGCCUACGCCAUCCCCACCAUGGCCUUCUCCUUCCUGUGCCACACAACCAUCCUGCCAAUUUACUGCGAACUGGACCGACCCACUAAGAAGAGGAUGCAGAACGUUACAAAUGUCAGCAUCAGCCUCACACUCCUGCUUUACCUCAUCUCUGCACUCUUUGGCUACCUCACUUUCUACGCUCAUGUAGACUCUCAGCUCUUGCUCAGCUACGACACAUACUUGCAUCAUGACAUCAUGGUGAUGACAGUCCGACUGGCCAUCCUGCUCUCCGUGUUGCUUACCGUGCCGCUCAUUCAAUUCCCUGCACGUAAAGCUGUGAUCUUGCUCCUGCGGGGAGAUCGACCCUUCUCCUGGCUGAUCCACAUCAUCACGACUCUAAUCAUUCUGGGUGUUGUCCUGCUGAUGGCUGUCUUUGUGCCAGAUAUCAGAGAAGUGUUUGGAGUAGUGGGAUCAACCACAUCCAGCUGCCUGCUGUUUGUCUUCCCUGGCAUUUUCUACCUCAAGAUCAGCGGCCGACCCCUCAAAACCUUUGAUUCCAUUGGGGCUCUUUUCCUGGUGGUCUUCGGUUUGAUCAUGGGUAUCAUCAGCCUCUCUGUCAUUGUCAUCACAUUGGCAAGGAGCUCCUGACCCCCCCCCCCCCCCCCCAAAACUGCGCACUAAAGAAAAGAAAGGGAAAAUUGUGCCACGUAUUCUCAGUACUGUAUAAAGAAAGGAACUAGCCAGAUUCUAAUCAGCAUCACCUCGGGCAGUUUGUUUAUGGGGACGUUUUUCUCAACACUAAAAGGGUUUUUUUUCACUGCCUUUAUCUCACUAUUGUACCAAAAUCGACUCGUAUGAGCUGUUGGGAAAAUGCAAUGCACACUUCAAAGAAAUCAGCUUUUUCUUCUUUAUCUUGCUAGGGAAUGAGAUAGGAGAGGUUUAAUGCACAGCAAUGCAAGAACGGGUCAUGAGUCAGUAACUUCCUUCUAUGUAUGUUGUUUUUAAAUAUUUUUCCAUUUUAACCUUCUGACAGACUUCGUACUGCCCCAUGUGGAUGAUCAUUCACUUUAUGUAGAUCAGUCUGAUUUUAUUUGAGAAAGCUGCUGAUCAAGUCUGAACCAUAAAUGCACAAGGUUUACCACUUCAAAUUAUGUUUACGUCAAAUCUUCCACCAGUGAGUCAUUUGACUCCUGGAAUAAGGGCAAAGUGUUUUUUCAUUUUACUUUAUUGUUUGUUUGAUUUUUAUUCUAAGCUUGCUACUAUAUUGUUGAACUUUAAUGAAUGUGACAAAAGUGAUUUUUAAACUGAUCAGGUUGUGUUUGGACCAGUAAAUUGUAAAAUACUCCACCUGGUUGUGUUGUACAAACUGUUGAUGUUCAACUUGUAAUUACCUCCAUUUAAUAAAAGGGAAAUGCUUUAUAUACUGGCUUG